UCCCAAGAUCCCUUUUUUGGUCUUAAUAUUCUCGUCCCGUUUCCUGGGAACCUGUAGCGGAGCAGCAUUUCAAAGGAGGCGGAGCUCCUAUUCCUCUCGGACCUUUCCUCCCUGCCUGCUACAAUAUCGCAUUCUCUAACGAUGAUUCGAAGUCACUCUUCCACAUGCUGAUCGAGAAUUUCUGCAUCACAAGGUGCUGAUCAGGUAUUCAGAAGCACCCAUCUCAUAAUAGGCCAGUAAGCAAUGGCCACCAAGACUAGCAUCGAGCACAUCCUAGGAAAGACAGCUGAUGAUGGCCGCCUUAAAAUCGCAAAGACCAAGAUUAUUUGCACCUUGGGACCCAAAUCCCGGGAGGUGCCCGUUCUGGAGAAGUUGCUCAAAGCCGGCAUGAACGUGGCCCGGUUCAACUUCUCCCAUGGAACACACGAGUACCAACAGUACACUCUGGACAACCUGCGACAGGCCUGCCUAAACACUCAAACGAUGUGUGCAGUUCUUCUGGAUACCAAGGGACCGGAAAUUAGAACAGGCCAGUUGGCCUCUGGAAAACCUAUCCAACUGGUGCGUGACAAGGAAAUCUGGAUCACCACGGACUACACUCACUUGGGAGACGAGAAUAUGAUUGCCAUGAGCUACAAAAAGCUUGCAACAGAUUUGCAGCCGGGAAACAUCAUAUUGUGUUCGGAUGGAUCCAUCACGAUGACGGUUCUAGAGUGCGAUGUGGAGAAGGGGAUGGUGAAGUGUCGAUGCGAGAACACAGCCAUGCUCGGGGAGAAGAAAAACGUUAACCUGCCGGGGGUCGUUGUGGACUUGCCGACCAUCACAGAGAAGGAUAUCGAUGACAUCAUGACCUGGGGUGUUCCGAAUAAGAUUGAUUUCAUCGCAGCGUCAUUUGUUCGCAAAGGGUCAGAUGUCCUAGCGAUAAAGAAGCUAUUGGGAGAAGCGUCGAAGUCAAUUCAUAUCAUAUCCAAGGUUGAGAAUCAGGAAGGUCUGGUGAACUUCGAUGACAUAUUGAAAGAGACAGACGGAGUCAUGGUGGCAAGAGGGGACCUGGGAAUGGAGAUUCCUACGGAGAAGAUCUUUCUGGCCCAGAAGAUGAUGAUCUACAAGUGCAAUUCUGCAGGGAAGCCGGUGGUGACCGCAACACAGAUGCUAGAGUCGAUGAUCAAGUCUCCUCGGCCGACGCGUGCUGAAGCAACGGAUGUCGCAAAUGCAGUGCUUGAUGGGACGGAUUGUGUAAUGCUGAGUGGAGAAACAGCAAAUGGAUCAUACCCUGAACUAGCAGUGGCAGUGAUGUCCCAUAUUUGCCAGGAAGCGGAGGCCGCAUUGGACCAUGAAUCCAUAUUCAAAGAGAUCAUGAAGUCCGUUCCUUUGCCCAUGAGCCCCUUGGAGAGUCUGGCUUCCUCUGCUGUGCGAACGUGUGCGAAAGUGUGCGCCUCUCUCAUCAUUGUAUUGACUCGCGGAGGUAGCACUGCCCGACUUGUGGCAAAAUACCGGCCGUUUGUGCCAAUUCUGUCAGUUGCCGUUCCCGUAAUGACCACAGAUCAUUUGACCUGGACUUGCAGCGAGGAAUCUCCUGCUCAUCACAGCUUGGUCGUCAGCCGACGAGCUCUCGUUUGCAGGGGUCUGAUACCUCUCUUGGCCGAAGGCUCAGCAAAGGCUACUGAUUCGGAAUCAACAGAUGAUAUUUUGAAUGAUGCAAUUGGAUACGCACUGAAACGUAAGCUAUGUUUAGUUGGUGACUCUAUUGUGGCCCUCCAUCGCAUUGGUGUAGCAUCCGUGAUCAAGAUCAUGGAGGUCAAGGAACCAACACAUUCUUUCCCGAUGGUAUAGAAAGUUCAAACAUGGCAUUUAUUCACAAUUCUUUAGCUCAUUCUUCACUUUAAAUAGGUACUAAUUUGCGAUUUUGCAGCUACUAGAAGAAAGGUUAACUAUCAUGAUGAAGCAUGGAAGCUGAUAAAUGACCUUUCUUAGCUAUUUCACUUGUCAUUCUGACAAUAUAGCAAUUCACCCUUGCUUUUUUUCAUAAACUUCCUUCUUAGUAACGCAAUAACCUCGAUUCGUCUUCCUAGUUUUCAUCGACAGCGCUACCCACUAAUAAACAAUCGACGUUACUGAUGAAAUCACGCAAUAUUCAAGUAGGAUUAGUCACAGUACCAAUUGUGCUGUGUAUUGCUUGAAAAAUUGGGUGUUCGUCAGAAGGAGUCUGUCUCGAGGUUCAAGCUGCUAGUAAAGGUCGCUUAGAACAUUACAGCAAUGUCGAUGUAUGUCGGAUUUUGUGGCGGUUUUAAUCUACACAAUUUGGGGUAGAUAAUGCCAACAAGUACAAUAGUUUUUUAGUGCAUGGUUUGGUCAAACUUUGCAACCACAAUAGGUAUAGAUAUAUAGUGCAUCUAAUUGAAAAAUAGAAAUUAAAAAGUAUCUCAUAACAAUUGGUUUGAUUAAACUUGCAAGGACAAA
Messenger RNA from Physcomitrium patens, 2460 nucleotides. RefSeq names its product pyruvate kinase, cytosolic isozyme. Gene Ontology annotation, molecular function: magnesium ion binding; pyruvate kinase activity; potassium ion binding. NCBI's taxonomy places the organism in Eukaryota, Viridiplantae, Streptophyta, Bryopsida, Funariales, Funariaceae. Gene Ontology annotation, biological process: glycolytic process. The record is from RefSeq and is a predicted model, not a curated record.